AUGGAUCCCCUUUCUAUCUCCGCCUCAGUUGCUGGCCUCAUCACGAUAUCAACCCAGAUCCUGGGUAUUAUCAGCGACUUUAAAUCCAAGAACAACAAAGAGCUUGACUCUCUCGCGCGAGAAAUCAACGCAGUCCGUGGUAUCCUUUGUCAGAUCCAACAAAUCGUCCAAUUCCAAUCCGUGAAGCCCAACAAGAAUGAAGAAUGGCUAGGCACCCUCAAUGCGACAUUAGAUAACUGCGGAGACGUGUAUCUUGCGCUACAAACAGACCUGCGGGGGCUCACGUCACAUUCCAAGCUCGACUCCCUGAAGAGCAAAAUCAAAUGGACGCUCAAAGACAAGGAUAUCCAGGACAGAUUGAGGAAAAUCGAGAGCUACAAGCUGUCCUUAGAGCUAUUACUUUCGGUUCAAACGAGGUAUGCAUCCCUCUUCAAACAAGGUGGCACAGUGGGUCUCACGACAAACAGUACAAAAACGUCGAAUAUCGAGGAUAUACUUAUCCAGAUUCAGAAAAAGCUGUCAUUGAAGCCUGCAGAGUCCCCCGCCGUUCGCACGCCACUGUCGUGGCGACGAAAACUGGCAGGAUUUGAGGCAGGGUUCGCACUACUACAGCCGAACAGCAACAGCUCGAUAUCCUCUGAUGUGCAGAGGAGUGGCGACUACGGGCAGUUGGAUACUGACAAAUCCUACAUCAUUUCUGGACCAAGAACAGCUGGCUGGGACAAACCAGGAGCCUAUGGUAUUACUCAUGACGCAGGCUUCCAUGCUCCUGAUAUCAACAGCCCGGACAUUACGCGCAUCUCAUUGGAGGACGAAUUUCUUGCUCCGUCUGGAAAAUCAAGUCUCAUAUUUGUGCGCGGUGUCCUAAAAUCUUCAAUAUGCUUUCGUGAUGACCUCCCUGAGCAGAAUAAUCCUGAAGAUUUUCAGCUCGCAGUAGGGGAUUUUGCCCUAAAGUCAGUAGGCGAGCGUCAGCAUAUUCUAGUGAAUUUUGAAACCGCACGAGACCGGGAGGCAUUUAUAAUGCACUUUUACGCCAUUCGAUAUCUUCAAAGAAUGGCCGUUGCCUUUUGUACACCCAAGCAUCUUUACUAUCACUCUCGUACUAAUGAAACAAGAGUUCAGCAUGUGCAAGUGGGAUACGCGGAUGGCACUGAAAUGUCCUAUAUCUAUCCAAAUAUCUAUGUUGAGCACAGUCUGGAGGACAAGUGCCCUCGAUUCACAUGUGGUGUGAAGAUUCGCAAAGGGACCGUGUUAUUCAGCGAGGAGUUGUCGAGCCUUGAGUUUGAAGUGGUCGGAGCGGAGACCAUCGUUUUCACUAAGCAGGAAGGAAAGACCAUACGUACCAUCUCGUGUACCUUUGGGCAUAUAUGUGGUAAGAAGCUCAAAUUUGUAGAAUCCGGUGUGGAAGAUGAUAUUGAUAUUUUAUUAGAAGUAUUUAAGAUAUAUUAUCGGCUGAAGGACAUCGUACGUGAGUGGGAAAUGUUGAGCAAAAGGAGAGUUGAUGAGUAUGAGACGAGAAAGGAGUGGAAAAUCGAGAAACUUGAAUUCAGGGAAUCAUUUUGCGAACCGAGAGAGCCAUUUCACAACGUUCUCGUGGUCCUGAAAUCAGAUCGCUUCUACAAGCGAAUGAAGAUAGAAAUCUUCAAUGAAGAAGCAACGAAGACGCUAGCUUCCUGCUAUGUGGUGAUCUCUUCUAUUCUAUACCAGAAACAACAUUUCCAAUUGAAGUUCCCAAUAUUCCAGGCCAGCUUCUGGGAUCUCAGAGAUGGUCACGGGGAAACACUCGAUAACUUCAAGACCGGACAGAGACGUGAUAAAGCAAUCAUCUCCAAAGAUCAGUUCUAG
Messenger RNA from Penicillium lagena, 1845 nucleotides. RefSeq lists its product as uncharacterized. Lineage: Eukaryota; Fungi; Ascomycota; Eurotiomycetes; Eurotiales; Aspergillaceae. Bases 1 to 1845 code for a protein of 614 amino acids. The transcript has 8 exons. The record is from RefSeq and is a predicted model, not a curated record.